This is a messenger RNA of Melanotaenia boesemani (Boeseman's rainbowfish), 1564 nucleotides long. Its product is annotated as membrane cofactor protein-like. Lineage: Eukaryota; Metazoa; Chordata; Actinopteri; Atheriniformes; Melanotaeniidae. The record is from RefSeq and is a predicted model, not a curated record. The coding region runs from base 121 to 969 and encodes 282 amino acids. The transcript has 10 exons.
CAGGUGGAUAAUGCAGGAAUAAACUAUGAGGGGAAUGAGUCUGGUCACAAAGUUGAGAUUCGUUGUAACAAAGGUUACAAAACGGAUUGGAAAUAAAACACUCGUUUGUGAAGACGGAGGAUGGAGGGCAGGGUUGUAUGUGAAGGAAUAAAAUGUUCCCCACCACCAGCAAUUGUGAAUGGGCAUGUCGAUCCUGAUGAAGAAGCUUAUAACUACAGACAAGUUGUGACAUACGUGUGUGACAAUGACUAUACACUUGAAGGGGCAAAACAAGGGACAUGUUUAGAAAACCAUGAAUUCAGCCAUAAACCUCCAAUAUGUAAACCUAAGGACUGUUCCAGACCUGGUGGAGGAUCCUACAUGCAUCUGAAAGGAAAUGAUAAUAGAAAAGAUACAUUCCCACAUAACUCCACAGUUACAUUUGAAUGUAAUGAAGGCUUCAACGAUGAAGGAGGGUCACCACAGAGUACUUGUACUGCUGGCCGUUGGAGUCCUGUGGAACUGAGAUGCGAGAUUAAGAACUGUGGUACACCUAAAAACGUGACGAAUGGACAUAUAAACUAUGAGCGGACUGAGUACAAUGACAAAGCUACGAUUCGUUGUGACCAUGGGUACAAAUUAAUUGGAAAUUCAGAAAUCACUUGUAAAAUGAUGGGAUGGAGCGAACCAUCGACAUGUCAAGUGGUGACAUGUGUUUCACCACCAGUGGUUGCAAAUGGCAGUUUCACCCCUGUUAAAGAUGUCUACCGCUAUGAAGACUCUGUGGUUUACUCCUGUGAUGAUGGUUAUAAACUCCUUGGAUCAGAAACAUUAAAAUGUAAAAAUAAUGAUACAUUCCUCCCUGAUCCUCCACAGUGUAAACGUCAAGAUGAAGACAAGAUUUUAGCAGAGCCUGGGCUGGGGUUCCUCUUUGGGUAUACACUGCUGCGCUGGAGUUCGCUUGCAUCCUUACUGGUGAUUCUGUUAUAGUUCAUAGGUGCACAAAAACAGCUCACAAGGAAUGUGACUUAUAAGACUAUAAAGGAGGUUAAAUUCGGGUAAAUUCCUUUAUUGACCUGCUGUAUAUAAUUCUUCGGAAGUUAAGAAGAAAAACAGUCCCACAGUGUUUUACUUUUAUACCAGUCAUCUAUGUAAACACACGAUAUGAAAUGUUAUUAAGUCACUGGUGCAUUUAAGGCCUGGACUUUACACGGUGGAAAGCCAAACCCAUGAAACCUUGAACAAGAACAAAGCUUUCAUUCAGUCUCAGUGAGCUUUAUGUUGCUGGUCCAGUUUUAAUCCCAGUGAGUGUAAACUGUCUGCAGGUGGAGUUGGAUGUUUUCUAAUGACCAUUGUGAAAUGUUAGGAAACCAAACUCCUUAACAAACACUGACUCAGUGUUUAGGUGUUUUUGGUCUGUUGGCCUCUUGUUUUUUGGGGGGAUAAACCACAUCAUCCAUAGAAAGCUAGAAAACAAGUAUUCUUCAACUAAGCAGUGAUUCAGCUGUACUUGAUCCAUUGAACCAUCAGAGGCGGAUUCCAGAUUUGUUUCUGCUGAACAAAAAGUAAAGCUUUGUGGAUUUAA